This is a messenger RNA of Magnolia sinica, 498 nucleotides long. RefSeq lists its product as uncharacterized. Gene Ontology annotation, molecular function: nucleic acid binding. The transcript is spliced from 2 exons. The record is from RefSeq and is a predicted model, not a curated record. Gene Ontology annotation, biological process: DNA integration. Lineage: Eukaryota; Viridiplantae; Streptophyta; Magnoliopsida; Magnoliales; Magnoliaceae. Bases 1 to 498 code for a protein of 165 amino acids.
AUGAGACCGACUUCCACACGAGUACUCACUCUUCCACAUGAGGGAGGGAAGUUCGUGGUGUAUAGCGAUGCAUCGAAGUUGGGGCUAGGAUGUGUGUUGAUGCAGAAUGAUAGGGUGAUUGCUUACACUUUGCGACAGCUGAAGAAGCACGAGGAGAAUUACCUGACACAUGACCUGGAAUUGGUAGCGGUGGUCUUCGCUUUGAAGAUUUGGAGGUUUACUUCCACUCUUUGGAAGAGGUUACAGGAAGAGAUGGGCACAAAGCUCAAGUUUAGCAUGGCCUUCCAUCCUCAGACAAACGAGCAGACUGAGAGGGUAGAACAGAUUUUGGAAGAUAUGUUGUGGGUAUGGGUUCUGGACUUCCAGGGUAACUGGGACAAUCAUUUGGCUCUGGUGAAGUUCGCGUACAACAAUAGUUUCCAAUCCAGCAUAGGCAUGGCACCUUAUGAGGCUCUCUAUAGCUGCCCUUACCGAGCUCCCCAGUGCUGGCAGAAGUAA